Spirometra erinaceieuropaei is the source of this 3053-nucleotide messenger RNA. NCBI's taxonomy places the organism in Eukaryota, Metazoa, Platyhelminthes, Cestoda, Diphyllobothriidea, Diphyllobothriidae. The record is from the annotation of a GenBank genome assembly.
AUGUCCGCGGUAAAAGAGUACGAGAAGGUAAGCCGUAUUAAGCCUUCGGUUAUUUUGUAGGCUUCCUCCACCAGCUUCAGCAGAACUAAGAGCGAAAGACUGCCGGCGACCCAUCCGCGGGUUGAUGCAUUGAAGUACCGUUAUGUCUACUUUACAUGCUGUCAUUCCGGAGUUUUUCGCAGUUGCAGCUCCAAGAAAAAAACAGCGUAAGCGACCAUUGCUUUGCAUCAGGCGAUUUAGUUCUCUGAAGUUUGGAUGUACAGCCCGCUUCACCGCCGUAGUGAUUGGGGACGAAUUGCACGUGGAGGCGCUAAAUUUGCGCCACAACGACGUAUGCAGUCGACAGAUGGCCUCCGCCUACCCCAAGUUGCGGCGAUUGGCGGAGCAAGACGAGAAAAACCUGCUGCGGUUGAUGCAGCAGAUGCGCCCAUCUGCAGGACGGCUGAAGGCGUACAUGAAAAGUAAGAUUACGUUCUCCAAACACAGUCGUACGUUGCUAUGGUCUUAAUUGCAAAAUGAGGAACCUAGCCAACAUGCGCCGCCGGCUGUUUCGGAGUGAUCCAACUGUAAGGGGUAUGAAGAAUGCUCUGUACUCAAUGAGGGGUGGCUGCGACCCCGAUUUUUUUUUACGAUGAUUCGCGGGGCAUGUGCUCUACGAAAUCGGUUCUGCGGGCCGCCUGCUUUACGACGCCGGCUCUGCGGGCGACGUACUCUGCGUAUCCGGAGGUUGUCCAAAUGGACGCUACCUACCGGACCAAUAGGCAGGGGUGUGCAUUGUACCACAUUGUGGUAACUGAUAAGCAUGGGCACGCUCAGUCCGUGUUCUACGCGUUUUUAACUCAGGACGACGCCGUUAGCGUACGGUGGGUAGUAGAUAAAUUUAGGGAGAAGAUGGGGUCUGCUACUGAUAACUUACGCACAGUGUUUAUAUACAAGGAUGCAAAAGAACUGAAGGCCUGGUGGGAGGUUUUUCCUGGAACUCAGGUAGCCGUCCUUAUUUGCACAUUUCAUGUGCUCCAGGCCUUCAAGAGAAAGGUCAGACGCGUGUAUAAAGACGUAAGGUCUGAGCAUGCUUUUGACCUUUUUCGUAGGGCUGUGUAUGCAUCCUCCUUUAAGUUUUCCAAAUUACAGUUUAAUAGCUUUAGGCAAUUUUUCCCCGAGCCCUGGCCGUAUACUGUGGUCAACUGGUGGCGGUGCAGACGCCCGUGGGCCCAUUACGCUCGGCGUAGUCUUUUGACGUACGGCGACAAUACCACAAAUAAGAUAGAGAGUGCUAAUCGUGUCUUAAAGCAGUGGUGUAGACCCUAUAUGUCUCUCACCGACUGCGUUCAUAGCAUAGUUAACUUUUUGGAUUCAAAGACCGUAGACAACGAGCGGCUGGAUGCCGAUGAGUACUGCCGCCGCAGGCACUACAACGGACUAACCCCGCAUGUCACCAAACUAUGUCAAAUGCUGACUGGGUAUGCCUCAGAAGUCGUGCUGAGUCACGUGUCCGCAAACGCCAAUGUAAGGCUUUGUAGUGAGACCGUGGACACGUGCAGCUGUCGGUUCCAUCGGAACUGGCAGCUGCCGUGUGUACACAUAAUCAAUUACAUUGAACAGAACAAUGUUGACCCCUGCUGGGCUCUUUUAAAGAGCAGAUGGGUCUUUCGAUUAGAUGUCUGUGAGAUGCCCGUCACUGGCGAGAAUGUUGACCCGGAGGCCGUAACGUCCUUCCAGGCUGACAUUCUCGUCAGCAAAGGGCGAGGGCCGUUUACUGAGGACUACAAGUACAGAGUAGCCAUGCGACACGUACAGCCUAUUGUGGAGAAGUUAAAGAGUUGUGGCAGUCGACGCUUCGAGGAGUUGUUGCGGGAAGUUGAUGAGUUCGCCAACUGGAUCAUGAAUGCCCCGUCUGGUGGUCUACAUGGGUCGCCUGUCGACCUCCCUCCACAACCGAACGUUGAUGAAAUGGGGGAUGACACGAGCGACGAAGUCGUUCGUUGUCAGGUGAGAGAGGAGGGUGAUGUGCUAAUCGCGCAGUGGGGCUCAAACCAAGACCCUUCUGUACGUGUUUUGCGCAAUGACUCGUUGCUCCCCAACUUCCACAUUCGUGGCCGGCCAUGUAUGCGACGCUCCUGGGCGACCCGCAAACCUCUGAGAAGUCGUCCGACGAACACAACUGUCUCCACGAAUAGUGCAAGCACAAGUCGAAUGCGCAUGGACUCUGGCAUACCCAGUCGGCAUUUGGACGAACGGGCCGUGGCCAUAGAUGAUAUCCCGUUUGUAGAUGCGUGUGGUGUCUGCGCCGGUAAUACCAUGGUAAGUAGGGGGACCAUCUUCAAAUGCGUCUGGUGCCAACGCAAGUUCCACGAACUUUGUGUCGAAAACCCGCAGGUCUGUGAUAGGUGGCUAUGCACCUUUUGCACCGCUCUAACCGGUGGAUGUGAGUGAGACUGUGAAAAAUCUAGUGGCUGUGAUCUUAUUUUAUUGUGCUUUUUGAGAUAGAGCAGUAAUUUAGCGUUCCGUGAUAUCUCAGUACGGCUGUGAUCUGCGACUAUGAUAGCAUCAUAGUCUUCUAGAUUUUAUUUUGCUUCGCAACUUUUGCGCAAGUUAGCGUUCUGUGCUAUCUUGGUGCGUCUGUGACCUCUUACGUGACUGUGAUAGUAUUUUAGUUUUGUUGAUUAUAUUUUAAUUUGUAACUUUACGUAACCUGUGCGUAAGUUAUGAGCAACAGACCCUGUCACACCCUUUCAACAAACGCGUAACACGACAAUGCAUUACCCCGGCCAAGGCGAGCCCAUAUUCAUGAAAGGUGCCAAGACCCACCAGCACAGGUAAGAAUGCACUAUAAUUCCUUACUGUGUGUUGACAUUCAGUUCUUUUAGUUAAAAAAAAGAGAGCAGUGGAGAUGAAAACCCCAUGGUACGCAGAUUAGUUUAGUCCCGUCAAUCGUGUGUCGUAAUCCCCGCCUUUUGUAGCUAACCGUCAUGUGGAUCACCCGAAGAGGAAGCCUUCUCGAAGCCAUCGACGGCCCGCGAUGCACCCAGCGAAGCGAAUCUCUGCAUUGUUGA